Molecule: messenger RNA, 340 nt
Organism: Zychaea mexicana
Lineage: Eukaryota; Fungi; Mucoromycota; Mucoromycetes; Mucorales; Lichtheimiaceae
Exons: 2
Coding region: 27-209 (60 amino acids)
Source: RefSeq, a predicted model, not a curated record
UAAUCCAAACGUGAGAUCUGAGACCCAUGUUUCACCGGAGCAAAGAGGGCUUACUCUGUAGCUCUUUUAAGCAUCCACCAGUUUUCUCGAUCGCAUCCAUCCUGCGCCUUCCCCCUGGCUGCACAAUCAAGUUAGAGACCCCGGGGCGAGAGAAGAUUAACCACAUUGUGUCUGGCAAACAGGGGAAAGUUAUUGAGCAAUACCAUUGAUGUUGUGGACUUUUAGAUGUAUAUUGACAAUAGAACACCACUGCUGCUACUUGACAAAUUCCGUUAACUCUCCAGCGUCACCUUGAUAAUGACUGUUGCUUUGCUAUGAGGAUAAACAAGUGCAAAUGCUG